Molecule: messenger RNA, 2928 nt
Organism: Carcharodon carcharias (great white shark)
Lineage: Eukaryota; Metazoa; Chordata; Chondrichthyes; Lamniformes; Lamnidae
Product: lipoprotein lipase-like
Exons: 12
Biological process (GO): lipid metabolic process
Molecular function (GO): apolipoprotein binding; lipoprotein lipase activity
Source: RefSeq, a predicted model, not a curated record
UUCUGGGCCAGAUAGAAAGUACAGUCUUCCCGCAGCAGAGUUUCCAUCUGGGCCAUUGCUUUCUCACCAUGGGACACCGGCUUUUUCAGGCUCGCGUUCCCCUACUCCUCGGUUUCACCAUCUUACAAGUAUUUGUCCAGAAAGUGAGGGCAGGCAACGCGACAGAUAGUGUCUCUGAACACCACAGCAAUGAUGUUGAAAAUCUGAACUCCAUUAAGACUAGGUUCUCACUGCGCCGAGUGUCAAAACCAGAUGAAGACCUGUGUUAUAUAAUCCCUGGGCAAGUGGACUCUCUGAGCAAAUGCUGCUUCAACACCACCACCAAGACUUUCCUAAUCAUCCACGGCUGGAGUGUGAGUGGAAUGUUUGAGAGCUGGAUUGAGAAAUUAGUAAUCGCUCUGUACCACACAGAGCCUGAUGCUAAUGUCCUUGUUGUGGACUGGCUCGAUCGGGCCCACCAGCAUUACCCAAUAGCAGCCAAGAAUACCAUGUUGGUUGGUCAAGACAUUGCCAAACUCAUUGAUUGGCUGGAGAAACAAGAAAAAAACCCACUUAACAAGAUGCACCUGAUUGGAUACAGCCUCGGAGCUCAUGUGGCUGGCUUUGCAGGGAGUCACACAGCUAAUAAGAUUGGCCGGAUUACAGGGCUGGACCCAGCUGGACCAGUGUUUGAAGGAACCCAUGCUCAUGGCCGGCUUUCUUCUGAUGAUGCCACUUUUGUCGAUGUUCUCCACACUUUCACCAGGGAAUCUCUGGGAAUUAGCAUUGGGAUUCGGCAGCCAAUUGGACAUGUUGACAUUUACCCAAAUGGCGGCAGCUUCCAGCCUGGCUGUGACCUACAGAAGGCUGUGAACAACAUUGCCACGUUUGGCAUCUUUGAUAUUGAGCAAUCUGUGAAGUGCGAACAUGAACGCUCGAUCCACUUAUUCAUCGAUUCCCUGUUGUACAUGGACCAGCCAUGCAAGGCGUACCGGUGUAACAACCACAGAUCCUUUGAGAAAGGGAUGUGUCUGAGCUGCCGCAAGAAUCGCUGCAACACUCUGGGCUACAACGUCAAAUGGGUCCACAGCAAGAGAAACAACAGGAUGUACCUGAAGACCAGGGCCAACAUGCCCUUCCGAGUUUAUCAUUACCAGCUGAAGAUUCACUUUUCCAACAAAGUCAAUCACUUUGACAUCGACCCCACCCUCUCUGUGUCUCUUCAUGGGACUGAGAAUGACGUGAAAGAUCUUCCAAUUGAAAUGUAAAGAUUUACACCCAAUAAGACCCAUUCAUUCCUGGUGGUGACUGAGGUGGACAUUGGAGAUUUGUUGCUGAUUAAGUUUAAGUGGGAGUCCUCUUUAACCUGGAACUCACUGUGGAAAAGGAUGAGGAGCUCCAUCGCCUGGAUCCGGGUCAAGUGUGGAGAAACACAAAAAAAGAUGAUGUUCUGUUUAAAGGAUUCCACAGUUGGAAUCUCCCCCUCUCAGGAAGUGACCUUAGUCAAAUGUCCAGCCAGCCUCAAGCUCACAUCUACUGGGAGUCCCCACGGUCACAACCACUGAGUGGAGUCUUCAUGAUGUUUCUCUGGACCAAACCGCCAGUGGCGAGCAAAUGUUUGUCCCUAAUAAUACUCACCCUUUAGAUUUUGUGUUUACUUUUUGAGAUGGUAUUUAUUUGUAUAUAUUGUAAAAGUACUGUAAAAUAUUCUGUACAAUAGUUGCAUAUGAGCCUGUUAGUUAGAUAUUGCUUGUAUUGUGAUAUUGCCAAAAUAAUUUUAAUACUUUAUAUGUUAUGGUUUCCAAAGAUGUACAGUGUGUAAAACACUGGCCCCUCCCUCUUGCUGUAAUGGUAGAAUCUACAGUGCACUGGCCCCUCCCUCCUGUUGUAUUGGUACAGGCCACAGCCCUCCCUAGGAAAUGCUCACAAAGCCACUGACAUUCUUGCACGAUAAACCUGCCUUCACUCUGGUUGGAUGUUGAAGAGGUGGAUUUGGCGUUCCAUUGCGGGGCUGCUUUAAACUGUGAAUGUGUUAUAAUCGAGACUGAGGCUGACCUUGUUGGACUAGCUCACCCUGUAUAAACAUCACCCCCUUAGCAUAUACACAUUGUGCAUUUGGACACCAGCUUUCCUCUUUGUUUACCUGGUUGCCCUGUACAACACAAACCCAUAAUUUAGUACCAGGCUGUCAUUGUCAUCUAGCCCCUGGACAAGUUUUACCAUCCCAGCAAUGCUGAAUUUGGGCCACCAACCCUCCUGGAUCAAUACUGUUUGAUCAACACAGGAAAAAAAGAGGAAUAGCUUUCAAACAAAAUGAUGUGUGAUUUCCUUUGAACAUUUUUAUUCGGAUAUGAAAACAUCGAAGGUGACAAAGAGAUUUCUCCAGAAUCAUAUCCAAGCAGAGUUGGUAACUAAUUGUGGCUGUCUUUUAUAUGAGGACUAUUCUGUAACCCUCAGCCUAUACUUUGGCCUCCCCUGCAGUACCUCAUACAUCUGUUACAAGCACUUUACUGAACUGCACAUCAGGCCUCCCCGAGAUCUGCAUUUGAUGAGUUACAUCUCAUGAUGGCAGCAGUUGAUGGGAGUUAGGAAUAAGGUUCAAUCUGUGUUUGAAGAAUGUUUUGUAAUUUUCUUGAUUGGACCUGUCCUCAGUGUGUUUCAAUAAAACAAUGAAUUUCAGGAGCUCAUCAAACAAGGCCUUUAGCAGAGAAAGAUUGACAGGCUGAACACUGUAGCUUUCGCUGUUGUGGAAUAGCUGGCUGGUGCUGCACCAUGAUAUUAAUGAACGUAAACCGAGCUGUAUGUUCCUAUAGCAACCAGGGUAUCUCAAACACAAGUUGUGACAGGGAGUGACAACAUGUGCAGCCACUAGGCCUCUAUGUUGAGAUCAGUACUGUUGAUGUAAAUAUGUACAGAUUCAACUUGCUCUAAUAAACCAACUGAUUUAAA